AAAUAUCCGCCCUAGGGGGUAUGUUCUGUGCAUUGAUGUUUGAAAACGUUCAUUAAACGCCCCGUUUAUUUCAAAUACCCCUGGUUUGGUAACGUGAAAAGAAAAGUCGCCAGUUGCAUUUCAUGAAAGCUAAAAAUAUUUGGAAAUAAGCUGGAAUGAAAGCAUCAAAUCGCAAAAAAGCUCAACUCAUUGGAGAAACUGAAGAAAAUGACAUUUGUUUCAAACCCUAACCUAUUUUAGUGUAAUUGCCGCAAUUAAAAAUGUACAGUCGCUCAGUAGGAAUAAAAAACUUAAUAUCCAGUGCGAUUGUUCGCAGACGGUUGUCUUUAACGGCGCGUAACUUCCAAGAAGAAUCCGCAGUUGUGGAAACUCGCGAAGUUACCAAAGACCGUUCACAGCAAGUGCCCCUUGAGACGAGCCUUCGCUAUCUAAAAAGUGCCGCAUAUAAGCAGACCUAUGGUAAUCAGCCCGUUUGGGUGCCUUACAGAAGGAAUCACAAAGGAGCCAUUCCGCCUAGACAUACAAGAAAAACCUGCAUUCGUAAUGAGGAGAUAUCUACUGGAAACCCUUGCCCCAUUUGCCGGGAUGAGUAUCUAGUUCUUCACCAAGAAAACACUGAAUUAUUGAAGCAGUUUAUAUCGCCCCAGACUGGCGCUGUGCUGGGCUACAGCCAAACUGGGCUUUGCAGAAGGAGACAACUGGAGUUGGAAGUUUGCAUUAAGAGAGCUUAUGACUAUGGACUACUAACGUUUGAUGUGCCAUUUAGGAAAUACGACUACUCCAAAUAUUACCCAAAAAAUAAAUAAUGGAAGCAGUGUUUGUGGUAGUCGGCGGAGGGAUUGCGGGGGUUUCAUGUGCUGAAACUCUGGCCUUCCUCCAGCAAGAAAAGUCUAUUAUUUUGCUAAGUGAAUCAUCGUUGAUUAAAACAGUUACCAAUCUGCAUGCCAUCACUAAAACCUUAAUGGGAUUCGAUGUCAAAGAAGCCCCUAGCAGUACUCUGCAGGCAAAGUUUCAAAAUAUUACUGUAGUCAAUGGCACCCUCGCAGAAAUCCAGCACAAAAACUCCUGCAUUAUUACACAAUCGGGCAUCAUCAUCAAAUACCAAUAUCUCUGCCUUUGUAUAGGGGCGCAGCCCAAGCUGAUCCCCCAAUCCGCUGAAUAUCCUGAGCAUAUAGUAGGAAUUAGAGACACUGACUCAGUGGAGCUGUUUCUAGAAACGCUCGAAAAGUGCAAAAAGCUUGUGGUGGUUGGAAAUGGGGGCAUAGCCUCUGAACUGGUUUUCAAGAUUAAAAACACCGAAAUCCACUGGGUGGUUAAAGACAAUCACAUAUCAGCAACGUUUGUAGAUCCAGGGGCUGCUGAAUUCUUCCAAACCGCGUUGCUCAAACGGCCUGCCACUCAAGAGACUGUAACGAAGAGAAUGCGCUACCAAGAAGAUAAACUGCAUAAAUCUGGAGCAGCUUUGGGCCCAGAUUGGUAUCAAAACCUGCUAAUUUCUGGAGCAAACUCCCCAGGCUUGCAUAAGCAGGUCAGUAUACAUUACCAGAACGAAAUAUCCUCUGUAUCAGCCUUGGAAGGUUCGGAACAUCAACUGGAAGUUGGAUUAACAAACGGAGAGAAAAUCAGUUGCGACUUGAUCAUUUCCGCAACCGGUGUAAGCCCUAGAAAAAACUUCAAGAUAGAUGUCCAACUAGAGCUGGCAGAUGAGGGAAUUAAAGUGGAUCAAUACAUGAAGACAAAUCUGGAGAAUAUCUAUGCAGCUGGCGAUAUUUGCAGCGCAGAUUGGCCCAUAGCGAAGCACUGGAUUCAAAUGAAGCUGUGGACUCAGGCCAGACAAAUGGGUUGCUACGCCGCCAAAUGCAUGUCGGGGCAUUUGAACAAAGAGGAAAUCCUGCAAGAUUUCUGCUUUGAAAUUUUCACCCACUCAACCAAGCUGUUUGGCUACAAGGUGAUUUUGCUGGGACUGUUCAACGGGCAGAAGCUGGAUAAAAAGUACGAAAUCCUCCUCAGAACCACCAAGGAUCUGGAGUACAUCAAGCUGAUUUUGGAAAAUCAUCGGCUGCAAGGAGCAGUUUUAAUUGGGGACACCGACUUGGAAGAGAUGUGCGAAAACUUGAUUCUAAAUCAAAUCGAUUUAGAACCUUACGGGGACGAUAUUUUGAACCCGGAUAUUGACAUAGAGGACUAUUUUGAUUAACAGUGGAAUAAAGGCAGGGAUUGGGAAA
This is a messenger RNA of Dendroctonus ponderosae (mountain pine beetle), 2225 nucleotides long. RefSeq names its product pyridine nucleotide-disulfide oxidoreductase domain-containing protein 1-like. The coding region runs from base 806 to 2197 and encodes 463 amino acids. Gene Ontology annotation, molecular function: flavin adenine dinucleotide binding; oxidoreductase activity. NCBI's taxonomy places the organism in Eukaryota, Metazoa, Arthropoda, Insecta, Coleoptera, Curculionidae. The transcript has a single exon. The record is from RefSeq and is a predicted model, not a curated record.